GUGAGUCCAGGCUGAGGCAGCUCUGGCCUGGGAAGAGCUGGUUACCAACCAGGAACAGGAGUCUUCACCUCUCUGGGAGAAAGGGAACGAGUAGUUAUCGAGCCCCUACUGUAUACAAUAUAUGCAGAUCCCAGCGUUCGUGUCCUGUGUCAUUUCCUCUUCACACAAGCAGGGAGGAAUAGGGCCGUUGUACACCCCAGGACCCUGAAGCUCAGCGGCUUAGGUACCUUAUAAAGAGCUAAGUUAGACCUUGCUCUGCCUGUUUCGAAGCCCUGGUUUCCUGGUCUCUGAAGAAUGUCCCCGCUGACUGAGCGCAGCCCAUGAGAGGAGGCUUUCCCAGCAGGUUCUUCACUGCUGGAAGAGGCUGCCCUUACUGCCUGGGAUUUGCGAGCCCCCGUGAACACCAGACGUUUCCUGUAGCAGUGGGACGCGACAGCGUCUCUUCUCGGCCUGGCUUAAGCAAUGGAGAGCUAGAAAUCAGCUGGGAUCGGGGAGUACCACAGAAAUCUGCAAAGGCUGCAGGGUGCUACCCUGCUGGCAGAUUAUCUCUCAAGCCUCCGUUGGCCCCAGCAGUGAGCUGAUUGGGAUGGUAACCCAGGAAGCUCCUGAGUCUGCCCGGUGUCUGUGCCCUUCUCCGGCCAGCCCGAAUGUCAAGGAUGCGCUUCGGAGAAAGCACAAGAGGAAGAGCCGACAGCACCAGCGGUUCAUGGCCCGGAAGGCCUUGUUGCAGGAGCAGGGACUGCUGAGCACACCCCCAGACCCAGGAUCCUCCCCACUGCCCAUGCCGUUGGAGGAACCUCCAGGCACUAAAGCUGCCAGCAGUGAGAGGCAGCACCCAAGGACUGAAUCUGGAGGUGUCCCAUCCAGUAGAAAGCCCACCCCCAGGGAAUCUGCGGGACCUUUGCCCAGCAAGUGUGUGGCUAUAGACUGUGAGAUGGUGGGCACAGGACCCCGAGGGCGGGUGAGUGAGCUGGCCCGCUGCUCUGUGGUGAGUUACCACGGUGACGUCCUCUACGACAAGUACGUCCGGCCUGAGAUGCCCGUUGUGGACUACCGCACUCGCUGGAGCGGCAUCACUCGGCAGCACAUGCGGACGGCCAUCCCCUUCCAGGUGGCCCAGAAAGAGAUCCUCAAGCUCCUGAAGGGCAAGGUGGUGGUGGGGCAUGCACUGCACAAUGACUUCCAGGCCCUCAAGUAUGUUCACCCUCGGAGCCUGACCCGAGAUACCACUUAUGUCCCCAACCUUCUCAGCCAGCCCAGCCUCCACACCCGGACCCGGGUCUCUCUUAAGGACCUGGCCCUGCAGCUGUUGCACAAGAAGAUCCAGGUGGGCCAGCAUGGGCACUCAUCAGUGGAAGAUGCCAUGACAGCCAUGGAGCUCUACCAGCUGGUGGAGGUGCAGUGGGAACAGCAGGAGGCCAGCCGCCUCCGGAACCACUCCGAGGACAGAGAGCCUGACAGCAGCACGGACACGGAGCAGUAUAUGGAGGACCAGUACUGGCCUGAUGACCUGGCCCAGGCCACCAGCGGAGGAAUGGAGGAGGCACAGGACAAAAGAGAGUGAGGGAGGAGAGGUUCCCGGGCGGCUUCUGAGUGUGGGGAGUGGGGGCCAGGAGAGCAGUGGGGGCUUCAUCCUGAACGAGACCGAGUGCAGCCAGCCACUCCCAGGGUCCGAGGAGUUGGGAUCAUCUGUCCUCUUGACUCCCUCUGCCCAGGGCACAGCCCUCCUCUCUCCAGGGCUCUUGUCACCCUUUCUCUCCACUCCUGUGGUUUUGCUAAUGGCACUUUAUAGACACCCUGAAAAUGUCAGGUGGACUAGCUACUAGGGCCCAGCAGGAGUAGAGAAUGCGCCAACAUACUGUCUCAGGCUGUCACUUCCCCACCCCCAGGCUGUGCUAUCUAAAGGGAUAAUGUCUCCCUCCCAGGGCGGGGUAGGUGGGUGGGGGUGUCAAUAUCCAGGAGCUCCCUUAUCUAAGUCAGCGACUUGGGGUAAAGUUCUCUUCCUGUUGUGGCAACCUACCUCUUCCUCCAGAGUCAUCUUCGGCUUCAGAAUAAAUAUGCCCUGAAGCUACAGAGUUAAGACCCCUCAAGGAGACCUUUCUUCCCUUUCUGUCUGAACUGGAGCUUUGGCUGCAGCCCUCAGAGGAACUCAGGGCCAAGUUGUGAUGGAAUAGCAGAGCCCACGGGCUCCUGGGGAGCUGCUCCUCGCUGCUUGGCCCCACAAGUCACCAGGCACUAUUCCGGGAGGAGGGAAGUGGAUCCGUUUUGGGUGGAGUCUGGCGUAUUUAUUUUGACCCAAAUAAGGCAUUCCUCCUGCCCACUCAACACUAGGCUCUCUUAGGCAAAAGCCUGAGAAACAAGACAGCAAUUUGAAUUCUGGGAUCUCUGUGCAGAAUUGCAUCAAAGGGCCUUCCUUUAUUGAGCACAAGGCCGCCAGUCUGUCAGGGAGCAGAGUCUGUGUGUCCACUGGGGCUGGGGUCCCCUCAGGCACUUUAAUUGACAGUCUCUGUGGCGCUUGGGUUUUCUGCACAUUUCUAAAAAUGUUCUCUGUCAGGAUUUCAUUCCCCAUUCCUCUUUUCUUGUUUCCUAAGGGGCAAUUUUGGGGUAUUGGGGUAACUAAGAGCUCAGGUCACACAGACCUUUGAGCCCCAUCUUGUCACUUAAGAAUUUGGAGACUUGGGGCAAGUCUAUGGCUUCCCUCUUGAGCCUGUUCCUCAUCUGUAAAAUGGGGAUAACGAUGUGACCUACCUCAUGGAGUGGUUAUGAGAAUGGAGUACUGAGUGCUCAGCACAGGGCCCUACAUGGGUGGGCCCUGGUCUAGGGGAGCUGCUGGGUUUUCUUGAAGGCUUGGUUCCAGCCUCUGCAGGAUGACACACCUGAACACGCCCCUCGGGCUGAGCACUUUGGCCAAGACAGAGCUGUGCUUGGCUGUUCCAGCAGGUGGGGCCCGGGCCGGGGUGGAGACACAGCGUGGAGGUUUGUGUUUACUCUGUGGCCUUCUGCUGUGUGCAGGAAAAUGGGUUUUUCAUGUCAGUCUGAGCAAAGCAGCAAGGCCAGGAAGGGUGAGGCACUCCUGCACCACACUGCUGCAAACCCAGGGCCACAGAUUGUUGUCUCCCACCCCCUCCCCAUCUGCGGCGUCGGGAGCUGGCUGAGUCGCUGACCACUGCUGGCCUGGCUCCGGGACUUGGCUCUGGAUUCCUUACAAGUCUGUAGCCCAUGCCAAACUCACAGCUGAGCAGUAGUUCAGUUCUUUGGUCCGUGGGUUAAAGGAAGAUGGAGCUGUUACCAGUGGGGUAAUGUGCUGGGUUUAAAAUCAGCUUUGUUGUAAAACCAUUCGUUCUGGAAUAAAAUUCAA
This is a messenger RNA of Diceros bicornis minor, 3358 nucleotides long. It is a transcript of the gene AEN, whose product is annotated as apoptosis enhancing nuclease. Lineage: Eukaryota; Metazoa; Chordata; Mammalia; Perissodactyla; Rhinocerotidae. Gene Ontology annotation, cellular component: nucleus. The record is from RefSeq and is a predicted model, not a curated record. Gene Ontology annotation, molecular function: nucleic acid binding; exonuclease activity. The coding region runs from base 587 to 1564 and encodes 325 amino acids. The transcript is spliced from 4 exons.